Molecule: messenger RNA, 1508 nt
Organism: Arvicanthis niloticus (Nile rat)
Lineage: Eukaryota; Metazoa; Chordata; Mammalia; Rodentia; Muridae
Source: RefSeq, a predicted model, not a curated record
AUCUUAAGAAGGUGACGACUCGGAGUAGAGCACAGACCGCAGACCGCUUCGUUCUGCUGAAGGAGGCGUUGCAGUCCCUCUGGUACUUGAAGGACUCUUAUUGGAAAACAAAUUACAAUGUCCCACAUACAGAAGCAUGAUCAAGGCUUUGAGGGCGAGCGAGAGGAGGAGGUUCCUGCAGCUCAAGAGGUAGGCACCUCGGAGAAGGUAGCUGCUGCUGCCGAUUCCCAGGAAGCCUCCUCAUCCUCUGCUUCUACUCAAGCCGCUGCAUCAAGCAAAGCAAAUAAAGGUUCUCGUGGUCAAGCAGAGGGAGGUCAAGGUACCUCAAAGGCCUUCCUGUUCUCCAAGUUUUUGCUCAACAGUAAGCUUCGGAAGAAGGUUAUUGAUUUGGUGAAGUUUCUGAGUUUCAAGUAUGUAACAAAUGAGCCUGUCACAGAAGCAGAAAUUCUGAAGAGAGUUGUGAAGGAGUACAAGGGCUACUAUGCAUUGAUCUUCAAGCACGCCUGCGAAUGCAUGGAAGUGGUCUUUGGCAUUGAAGUAAAGGAAGUGGAGGCUGUGAACCACACCUACAAGUUACAGAAAAUCCUUGACCUCACCUAUGAUGGGCGGAUCAGCAAUGAAGAGGGGAUACCCAAGACCGGCCUCCUGGUGCUUAUCCUUGGUGUAAUCUUCAUGGAAGGCAACCGUGCCUCUGAGAAGAAGAUCUGGGAGGUGCUGAGUAUGGUUGGUGUGUAUCCUGACCAGCAUGAUUUUAUAUGUGGAAAUCCCAGGAAGUUCAUCACUGAAGAUUUGGUGCUAGAGAAUUACCUGGUGUACCAGCCUGUACCUCACAGUGAUCCUCCAAGUUAUGAGUUUCUGUGGGGCCCAAGGGCUCAAGCUGAAACAAGCAAAAUGAAAGUCCUGCAGUUUUUCUCCAAGGUUGCUGGGAGUAACCCCGCUUCCUUCACCGCUUUGUACAAAGAAGCUCUGGAAGAAGAAGAGGAGAAAGCCCGGGCUCUGCUUGCCUCCACAGCCAUUUCAGGUUCUGGGGACAAGCCUAGCGGUGUCUCCCACCCUGAGUAAAUUUAUGAAGUAAAGUUCUUCAUACCAGGUUUAAAGAGGGCAAACAAGCCUUCAAGCAGAAUAAAUUUUAGUUUUAAUUUACUUUCUGUACUAAUUCAGAUGUUUCUCUUUAAAAGGUUUAUUAACUUCUGAGUCUAGAUUUAUUUGUUGCAUUGCUCACACGUUUGCUACUGAUUGCUGGUUUUCAGAAUAAGAACCUUGUUGCUAAACACAAGUUGAGAAUGUUUUCAGCUUUGAGACCUAGAGCAUUGUGACUAAAUUUUCCUUAGAAAUGGGAAAGUAGUUAAAUAAUAUCAGUAAGUGCAAGAAGAGAUGUAAAAGAAAAUGAUUAAUACUGGAAUUCUUGUAUUCUGUUUAUCUGCAUUGUGAAACUAAAGAUGUACACCUGACUUGUUUUACUCAAGAAUGCAUGAGAAAUUAAAUCUUAAUAAACUGUACUAACUCAU